AUGAAGUCUUUUUCUUGGUUAUAUCAUUUGCCAUGGCAGAAUACGUCAGUGGAGAUCUGGAAUACACCAUUUGAGAAGUGGAAUACGCCAUUGGAGAAGUGGAACACGCUAUCUGGGAAAUGGAACAAGCCAUUUGAGAAGUGGAACAGGCUACGUGAGAAGUGGAACAAGCUAUAUGGGAUGUGGAAUACGCCAUUGGAGAAGUGGAACAAGCUGCUUGAAAAGUGGAACACGCCAUUUAUAGAACUGGAAUACGCCGUUGGAGAUGUGGGAAACACCGUUCGGGAUGUGGAAUACGCAUUGGAGAAGUGGAACAAGCUAUUUGAGAAGUGGAACAAGCCAUUUGAGAUGUGA
Molecule: messenger RNA, 354 nt
Organism: Lichtheimia ornata
Lineage: Eukaryota; Fungi; Mucoromycota; Mucoromycetes; Mucorales; Lichtheimiaceae
Exons: 1
Coding region: 1-354 (117 amino acids)
Source: RefSeq, a predicted model, not a curated record